This is a messenger RNA of Melanaphis sacchari, 4464 nucleotides long. RefSeq names its product multidrug resistance-associated protein 4-like. Gene Ontology annotation, cellular component: membrane. Gene Ontology annotation, molecular function: ATP hydrolysis activity; ABC-type transporter activity; ATP binding. The record is from RefSeq and is a predicted model, not a curated record. Bases 210 to 4262 code for a protein of 1350 amino acids. The transcript is spliced from 27 exons. Lineage: Eukaryota; Metazoa; Arthropoda; Insecta; Hemiptera; Aphididae. Gene Ontology annotation, biological process: transmembrane transport.
AUUAAAAUGUUCAACAAAUAGUUAAAAAAUCCUAAGUUUAUACAUGUCAUGUAUUCAUUUUCGAUAUAAAGUGAUAUAUUAUUAAUUUGUUAUUUAUGAUAAUACUAGCAUUGACUUAAACAUGGUUUGAAUUUUUCGUAUAUUUAUGGAACACUGAAGCGUAUAUUAUUCUAUACUUAAAUUUCCACUUACAUGCAAUUUGGUUGAAUAUGGACUCUGGUAUUAAAUCCAAACGGCCUCCACAUCCUAGGGCCAAUGCAAAUAUUCUAGAAAUCAUCACUUUUGGAUGGAUUUACAAACUUUUUAAAACUGGAAAUAAAAGAGAUUUAGAAGUAAAUGAUUUGUAUACAACACUAAAUGAUCACUUGUCAUCGGCAUUAGGCAGUGAAUUAGAAGAAAAAUGGAAAAAUGAGUUAGCUAAUGCUAAAAAAACGAAUCGAUCGCCAAGUUUAACAAAAGCUUUGAUCAAAAUGUUUGGAGUUAAAUUUAUGUUAUUUGGAUCACUACAUUUAAUCAUCGAAAUUGUAUUAAAAAUCUCUCAACCAUUACUCAUCGGUGGACUGUUAUCAUACUUUAACCCUAAUAUUUCGAACAACGCGCAUAACAUAAACUACGCAUACAUGUAUGCGAUAUUGUUGACAUUAAACAUGCUAGUUUCAUUGGUGUUGUAUCAUGCAACACAAAUAGAAAUUUUUCAUUGCGGAAUGAAAAUGCGUAUUGCCUGCUGUUCAAUUAUAUUUCAAAAGGCAUUGCGAUUAAGUAAUACGGCUCUUGGUGAAACUACUGUUGGCCAAGUAGUAAAUUUAUUAUCAAAUGAUGUAUAUCGCUUUGAUAAUGUAGUAAUAUUUCUCAACUACUUAUGGUUGGGUCCUAUACAAACAGUAUUUGUCACAUAUUUUUUGUGGCAAGAAAUUGGAGUGUCAUCAAUAAUUGGAGUAGCAAUAUUACUUUUAGCCAUUCCAUUACAAGGUUGGAUCGGAAAAAAAAUUUCUGAAUAUCGAUUAAAUACUGCAAUUAAAACUGACGAGAGAAUACGUUUAAUGAAUGAAAUAGUCUCAGGAAUUCAAGUCAUUAAAAUGUACACUUGGGAAAAACCUUUCGCAACUUUUGUAGAAUAUGCUAGAAGGAAUGAAAUAAGUGAGAUUAAAGGAUCGUCUAUCUGCAGAGCAGUAAUGCUAUCAUUUAGUGGUUUUCAUGCAAGGGUUGCAUUAGUAUUUAGUAUAAUAUCAUUUGUGUUACUUGGAAACUAUAUAUCUGCCGAACAAGUAUUUGUUAUAACAUCGUAUUUUAAUUUAUUGCGGUUGUCAAUGACAAAUUUUUUUCCACAAGGUAUUGCAAUUUUAGCGGAAUUGUUCAUAUCCAUUAACCGACUUCAGGCAUUUUUAUUGUACGAAGAAAAAAAAAGUCAAACAGUUUUUCUCUCAAAAUCUGAUAAAACAAAUUCUAAUAGUAACAGUGACAUCAAAUAUAAUAAUGACGAUUUAACACAAAUUUAUAAAAGAUAUGAAAAUGAAACGACUCAAUUUAAUAACAUUGGAAUUGUUGUAAACAAUGCCACAGCUAAGUGGUCAGAUUCUCAAACUGAAAACUCUCUAGAAAAUAUCAAUCUAACUGUAAUACCUGGUCGAUUAGUUGGAGUGAUUGGUCCUGUAGGAGCAGGAAAAAGUUCAUUGUUACAAGCUAUCUUACAAGAAUUACCACUAUCCGAAGGAAAAAUUACAGUUAACGGUGUUGUUUCUUACGCAUCACAGGAACCAUGGUUAUUUGCUGGAUCUGUACAACAAAAUAUUCUGUUCGGUUCAACAAUGGAUGAAGAGCGUUACAAAAAAGUUAUACAAGUUUGUGCAUUAAUUACCGACUUGAAGCAGUUGCCAUAUGGUGAUAAAACAAUUGUUGGUGAGAGAGGAGUGUCUCUCAGUGGCGGACAAAGGGCAAGAAUAAAUUUGGCUCGAUCUGUAUACAAAAAAGCAGAUAUUUAUUUAUUGGAUGAUCCUCUAUCAGCUGUGGAUACUCAUGUUGCCAGGCAUUUAUUUAAAAAAUGUAUUAAAGGAUACCUUAGAGAUAAAACUUGUAUUCUUAUUACCCAUCAAACUCAAUACUUGAGUAACGUGGAUCAAAUUAUCCUAAUGAAAAAAGGAAAUAUAUUAUCCGAGGGAUCAUAUGACGAACUUCAAAAGUCUAAUUUAGACUUUACAAAAAUGCUUAGAUCACCAGAUGCACCCCAUAAUGGAAAUAUUAAAAACAAUACAAUUCCUAAAAAUCACCAUGUAGUUUAUAAAAGACAAGUGUCCGUACAAAGUUUUGCUUCUUCAAUUGAAGAUAACCAACCCAAUGAAUUUGAAGAUCAAAUUGUCGAAUCAUCGGAAAAUCGAAUUUCUGGAAAAGUUUCAAAUAGUGUUUAUUUGUCGUAUUUUUUUGCUGGUGGAAGUGGUCUUAAAAUAUUAUUUUUCUUUAUCAUAUGUAUUUUCACUCAAGUACUGGUAUCAGGUGGAGAUUUUUGGAUAGCAUAUUGGGUUAAUCUAGAAGAACAUAUUUUUCAUAAAAUGAAAACUAUUACUUCAUACAAUACUAAAACAACUAGUGAUCAAUCUACGACAUUAUUGUGGUGGUCGAUUUCUCGAGAGACCUGUUUUAUUGUAUUUAUCAUUUUAAUUUUUUUGAUGGUGGUCGGGAUUAUCAUCUGUUUAAUUACAUCUGUAUCAGUUUGUUUGAAAUCUUCAAUGAUAUUACAUAAUAACAUGUUUAGUGCUAUCAUAAGAGCUACAAUAUAUUUUUUUAACACAAAUUCAUCAGGGCGUAUUCUUAACCGAUUUUCAAAAGACAUGGGAGCUAUUGAUGAUAUAUUACAUAAAAUGUUAAUGGACUGUAUACUUCUUGGAUUAGUACUAAUAUCAAUUGUGAUUGUUAUUGGAGUUAUAAAUGUUUACAUUAUGAUACCUACUUUUAUCAUUUUAUUAAUAUUUUAUGAAUUUCGAGUAUUUUAUUUGUCAACUUCCCGCAGUAUCAAACGAUUGGAAGGCGUUACAAGAAGUCCCGUAUUUGCCCAUUUAAAUGCAUCGCUUCAAGGUUUAACCACGAUAAGAGCAUAUGGAGCAGAAAAAAUUUUAUCUGAUGAAUUUGACAACCAUCAAGACCUACAUUCUUCGGCUUGGUAUUUAUUUAUUUCAUCAAGUAGAGCAUUUGGAUUAUGGUUGGACAUAGUAUGUUUUAUCUAUAUAGCCAUUGUGACGUUUAGCUUCUUGGUAGUAGGAAAUACCACAUAUGGAGGAAAUGUUGGUCUGGCUAUUACACAAGCAAUUAGUCUAGCCGGAAUGUUCCAAUGGGGAAUGAGACAAUCAGCUGAAUUAGAGAACCAGAUGACUUCAGUUGAAGUAGUGCUUGAAUAUACAAAUGCUCCACAAGAAGAUGCUCUUGAAUCAUCACCUGAAAGAAAACCACCUACGGAAUGGCCAAUGAAUGGGAAGAUUACUUUCGAAAAAUUUUUUCUUCGAUAUAGCACAGAUAGUCAAUUUGUAAUCAAAAACCUUAAUAUAAAUAUUGAACCGAUGGAAAAAGUUGGAAUCGUAGGAAGAACUGGUGCUGGAAAGUCAUCAUUAAUUGCAGCGUUAUUUAGAUUAGCUAUUAAUGAAGGCAAUAUCAUCAUCGACGAUAUAGAAAUACACGAUUUAGGACUUCACGAGUUGCGUUCUAAACUUUCUAUCAUUCCACAAGAACCUUUUUUAUUUUCGGGAACAAUGCGAAUUAAUUUAGAUCCGUUUAAUGAAUAUCCAGAUCAUGUUCUUUGGAAUGCUUUAGACGAAGUGGAACUCAAGUCUAUCAUUGAGGAUUUACCCAAUGGUCUGAAUUCAAAAGUGUCAGAAGGUGGUUCCAAUUUCAGUGUCGGCCAAAAACAAUUAGUGUGUUUAGCUAGAGCCAUUAUUCGAAACAACAAGAUUCUUAUUUUGGAUGAAGCCACUGCUAAUGUUGAUCCACAAACUGAUGCGUUUAUUCAGAACACUAUUAAAAAUAAAUUUCGAAUGUGUACCGUACUAACAAUUGCUCAUCGUUUGAAUACAGUUAUGGAUUCUGACAAGGUGCUUGUAAUGGAUGCGGGUACAAUGGUUGAAUUCGAUCAUCCAUAUAAUUUGUUGAAAAAUAAAAAUGGGUUCUUGUAUAAAAUGGUUGAACAAACUGGGCCAAUCAAUUCAGAAUUGCUACAUAAUAUAGCUUCAGAAAGCUAUAAUAGGAUGAUUUCGACAAAUAAAUAUACUGUCAAUACAUGAAAAAAAUAUUUUAUCGAUCUUCAUAUUUUCAAAAACUAAUAAUUUCUUAUUUAUCUGUGUACAACGAAACUUAUACCGUGAAUCAGAUAUUAUUUUAGCCAAGAGUGUUAUUUUCAAGAUGCAAUAGUACAUAAUUGUAUGUACCUAUUAAGUUUAGGUUAUAUAGAAAAUAUUUAUCGAAUUUAAAUUGUAAAUUUUAACA